This is a messenger RNA of Gossypium raimondii (Peruvian cotton), 1424 nucleotides long. Its product is annotated as glycine-rich RNA-binding protein RZ1A. The record is from RefSeq and is a predicted model, not a curated record. Bases 173 to 790 code for a protein of 205 amino acids. The transcript has 4 exons. Gene Ontology annotation, molecular function: zinc ion binding; RNA binding. Lineage: Eukaryota; Viridiplantae; Streptophyta; Magnoliopsida; Malvales; Malvaceae.
CCAUUUAUGACAAACAAAUAUUUAGAGAAGCAAAAACCUAAUUUUAAGGUUAAACCGUUAAAAAACAUCGCGUAGCGCUGUCACUUCCACUUUUGAUUCUCUCUAUCGCUUUAUAUUUUUUCCUCUGCCUCGCAGUUUAUAUUUUAGGGUUCCUUCGAAACAAGCUUACAGGAUGCCAGAAGACGUUGAGUACCGUUGUUUUAUAGGUAAUCUUUCAUGGUCAACCUCAGAUAGGGGCCUAAAGGAUGCAUUUGAGAAGUUUGGAAAUCUUAUCGAGGCUAAGGUUGCUGUCGACAAGAUUUCUGGACGUUCUCGUGGAUUUGGAUUUAUCUCUUUUGAUGAGAAAGCGGCCAUGGAAGAAGCUAUUGAAGCAAUGAAUGGAAUGGACUUGGAUGGGCGGAAUAUAACAGUUGAUAGAGCUAAACCUCAACAAGGGUCUGGGAGAGAUUAUGAUGGUGACCGUAACCGCGGACGUGAUCGUGACCAUGACCGUAACCGGGGCUAUGAUGGCGGGCGUGGAUCUAAUGGUGGGGAGUGUUUUAAGUGUGGAAAGCCUGGGCACUUUGCUAGGGAGUGUCCUAGUGAUGGGGCUAGAGGUGGCAAGUAUGGUGGUAGGGGUGAUCGUCAUGGUGGAGGUGGUGGCCGUUACGGUCCUGAUCGGAAUGGAGAUCGAUUUGGUGGGCGCAGCAGGGAUGCAGGUAGUCGUGGGGGAUCUGGAAGUGAUAGAUACAAUCGUGAUCGAUCUGGACCCUAUGACCGUCGUGGAACUGGGGGUCCUCGUUCUGGUUAAGAUGACUGCUUGUGCUGAUGAACUAGGUUGCUGCUUUUUGGCAAAGCAUGAAGUUUCUUUUUUACAGAAUGUGCUCUCUUCAUUGUUGUCUGGGUGGAACAAUAUAAUAGUUCAGUCCUUUGAAGUGUGAAACUUGGCACAAACCUACAACUAUUUAUGUGUUCGUAAAAUGCUGUGUUCGAUGGAGUUUUGUGCUUUCUUGACAUGCACUUUCAAAUAUGGUCUUAUGCUCUCUGCUCCAUUUUUUGUGACUCAUGCAUUACCAACAGCACUUGCCGUUACUUCUGUCCAACUUCUCGUUGACUUUUUCAUUGCCCAAUUAUGGAAGAUGGUUUGGUCUUUGCAUGGGUAUUUGGAAGAAUGACGGGGAGGGGUUCACCAUUUGGGUUUUGCUUUUUCUCACUUGUGGAGUAGAAUCUUUAGUUAGAAGUAAUGCCAUUUUGUCUGCCCUGUUUUUGCUAUCUAGUAAAUAAACAGGAGUCAAGCGGGUAAUUUAUUUUCCUUAUGUAUUGCUUUGCUCUGUGCUAGUUUUUUAAUUAAUAGUUUGCGCAGUAUUAAUGCUGUUGACAUUUUGGCAGGAUGCUUGGCCGUUUCUGGUUUUUAUGGAUACUUUAUUGGGUUUCUUUGUUUCUAA